This is a messenger RNA of Tetrapisispora phaffii CBS 4417, 1098 nucleotides long. RefSeq names its product small subunit rRNA maturation protein LCP5 (gene LCP5). Lineage: Eukaryota; Fungi; Ascomycota; Saccharomycetes; Saccharomycetales; Saccharomycetaceae. The transcript has a single exon. Bases 1 to 1098 code for a protein of 365 amino acids. The record is from RefSeq and is a predicted model, not a curated record.
AUGUCGGAAUUAGAGAGUAUUUUGAAGCAGAUUAAUGAAUCGUUGGAUUCGACUUCUGAAUCGAUCGAUAAGUUGAAGGCAGUGUAUGGUGAUGGGACCACAGGGGCUGGUGACGAGGUUCGCAGCAAGAUAGAGAGAAAUAUACUCAACGGUGCUGCUUCUGAGAAUGUUUCAUUGUUGUCGUUGAAGAACGGUAGCAUGUUGGGCUAUGUGUCAUCGUUGUUGAUGGUCAUUGGCAACAAACUAGACGUGAACACAGAGGAUGAGACGUGCGGGGCAGCUCGUGAAAAGGCUAUUGAGAGUCGUGUGGUCCUGGAGCGUGGUGUCAAGCCUUUAGAGAAGAAACUAGGUUACCAACUGGAUAAACUAACAAGAGCGUACACAAGAAUAGAGAAGGAAUACCUCGAUGCCGAGGCAAGAACGUUAGAGAAAUCACAUUCUAAGAAGGGAUCCGAUGGUUCCGACAAGGACGCCCAAUCCGAGAGCGAUUCAUCUAGUGAUGAAGAACUAUCUUAUAGACCUAACGCAGCCGGUCUAACCAAAUCUACUAAAACUUCAUCUCGUGGUUCCAAGGCUCCUAUCAACGAGGAGUCGUUGAGCGCUGCUGAAGAAAGUGAGGGCGAAGAUAAGAAAGGCGGUGUUUACAAGCCUCCUAAGAUUACUGCUAUGCUACCUCCACAACAACGCCACUUUGAGGAUAAAUUCAAUGCUCAAGAACAUAAGGACCGUAGCAAUAGAUCACGUAUGCAAGCAAUGGAAGAAUAUGUAAAGGAAUCCUCGGAGCAACCGGACUGGGAAAGCUCUAUUGGUGCCAAUAUUGUUAAUCACGGUAGAGGUGGUAUCAAGUCCUUGAGAGACACUGAGAAGGAACGUAAAGUAACAACAUAUGAAGAAGAUAACUUCACCAGAUUGAACACUGUUGGUAAUAAACUGGAAAGAAGAAAACAAAAACAAAGAGAAAGAAUGGCUAAAGUUAACAUGAUCGGUGGUGAAGAUUUCAGUAUCUUUAACUCCAAGAGAAAAUUCGAAGAUAGUACAUCAAGACGUGGCAAUAAGAAAUCUCAUACUGCCUGGGAUAGAGCCAAGAGAAAAAUAUAA